AUGGCAACAACGAGUGAGCUGAAGUUCAUGCAGCAGGCUGAGAAUUGGCGAAGCGUCGGCCUAUGCAAGCUGAACAACCUGAAUGUCCCAAAGUUGCUAAAGAUGCAAAAGGUCCAGCAUGCAGUCCAUGAAAAAGGUUUCUUUCAUGUCCAACGUCAUCUUAUGACUGACGAGGAGCUUGAACAUUGUGAGUUGGACGAAAUGGAGCUUGAUGAUGGCAAGAUGAUGAUGCUAGUGGACAAGAGUGUCUUUCAUUGGACGGUGCUCCAUGAAGAGAAGUUGAGCGAGGAACGCUUCCAGGAGAUGAUGGACAAAUUGCAGCAGAACUCUCGUUACAGGGAAGCGCUGAAAAGCAUUUCGGGCGAAUUCCCAAAGAGGCUGAAGAGGAAAUCGUCUGGCGGAACUGAUCGUAGCUUCUUCGUGUUAUACCUCUCGAUGCCCAGCAGUUGGCUGGAGCGUUUGCAGAGCAUUCCUGAUUGGCUCUUACCUGAACGUAAGCAAUCAAAAAGGCAACCCAUUUGUUUGGACAAACUGCUUUUGCCAGCAACUCUCCCCGCAGCGUUGCCUAAAAGCGAACUUCCUGAAUUUCAUGGCUUGCCAUUGGCGGCACCUAGAGAGCUCGCGCGUGAAUGUUUCGAUGAGCUGGACAAUAUCACCGAGUGGAUGGUUGAUGGCAAGCUGCGGGAUCCUUUCCAUCUCUUCAAGGUUCUUUGCCACUUGAAGGCGGUCGCCUCCAACAUGCAAGAUUACAUACGUCUUUACGCAGCUGCAGUGAGCGCAACACAGCAAGAUUGGGGCCCAGCAGUGGCAUCGUGGAGCGAGGCAGUGAGGAAUCAAGGAGAUAGCUCAGUAGCGAGUGCAAAAUCAAGUGAACGAGGCGGUGCACGGAAUUAUGAAAAGUGCAUCAAAAUGGCAUCAGAGCUACCACAGGACAAGUCUCAACAGAAGGUGGCAGAUGCCGUGGAUGGCUUCGUUGCCGCAGUGGCUUACAAAGAUACCUUGGAAGCCUCAUUAAGGAAGGCAGUCGAGUGCGCAGUGGAGGGUUGUGAAUUUUCCGUCAAGAAGCUGUCUCGGAUAUUGGAAAAGGCGGCCAUCGAUGGUGGGCGCGUGCCCAGGGACAUCUUGCGCACGACUUUCUUCAGCAAGUCUUUCCGACACUUGGAGGAGCAGCUUCAGAAAAUCUUAGCCGCGCAUUGCGAUGACGAAAGCCCCUGGAGAAUCCAGAACGUUAAAAUCCGCUUCUCGGAUCCCCGCUCCGACGUCAAAGACAUCCUUCUCAGCAUCAGCCACAAGGAUGCCCCUGUCUUCGUGGAGAUUCAAUUCCAACAUCAGAAGGUAUAUGACGGGGCAAGGAAAUGUUUCAACUCUCACAAGCCAUUUACUACGGCGAGGGCAGCCCGGGAGCUGUGCACAAUCUGA
This is a messenger RNA of Symbiodinium natans, 1419 nucleotides long. The record is from the annotation of a GenBank genome assembly. Lineage: Eukaryota; Dinophyceae; Suessiales; Symbiodiniaceae.